Messenger RNA from Centrocercus urophasianus (Greater sage-grouse), 3663 nucleotides. It is a transcript of the gene FBLN1, whose product is annotated as fibulin 1. Bases 515 to 2626 code for a protein of 703 amino acids. Gene Ontology annotation, cellular component: extracellular region. The record is from RefSeq and is a predicted model, not a curated record. NCBI's taxonomy places the organism in Eukaryota, Metazoa, Chordata, Aves, Galliformes, Phasianidae. Gene Ontology annotation, biological process: extracellular matrix organization. Gene Ontology annotation, molecular function: peptidase activator activity; calcium ion binding. The transcript has 17 exons.
AGGAGGGGUGGGGGUUGUUGAAAAUCUCUCUAGAGGUUAAACCUUUCCUCCCCUGCUAGGUGGUUUCUUUUGUUUUUCUCUGCUUUGCCUUUGUUUGUGGCUUUCUCCCACUUGGCUCCGACAGAAUUCGCUGCCUUUCUCGCACACGGAAUCAGUCAGGCCGUCCCUAGGUUCAUGCUGAGGAUCUGUAAAGUUUUCCGAGCCGAAGGGAGUCACAUUUACAGCCCAGCCUGUGUGGGGGUGGCGAGGAGAGAGUAGGGGUAUCAGCACAACAGGGGCUCUGCCUCCGAGCCGCGGUGCCGCUCAGUUCUGCUGAGCACUUGCAGGCUGUGUAAUUAACCGUGGGAGGCAGUGAAUUAAAUCUUUGUAAAGCCCACCGAGCGGGGGGUUCCUGCGAGCUCUUUUCCAACCGGUCUCAGGCGGCUGGGAUAUAACAUCAGCCACAGCAGCAACGGCGGCGAGCGAGAAGCGGGGAGAGCCAAGCCCCGCUCGGUUCGAGUGCUCCCGCCGGCCGAUGGACAAGCUCCGCGGGGCCCGGCCGCUGCGGCUGCUGCUGCUCCUGGCGCUGCUGCCCGCGCUCCGGGGCCAAGAUCUUUCAAUGGAAGAAUGCUGUGACAAGGGUGUUGAAUGGGCAAACAAAAACAGAAUAUGUACUUCUCUACCAUUAAUUUCUGAGUCCAGAGAAUGCAGCAUGACUCAGGUGCAGUGUUGUCGCAGCAAACUGGAGGAGCACUACUGUUCAGAUGGGAUUGAAUUUGCCAGCGUGCGUGAGGAGUGUGACUCACACAUUGAUGAAAAUUCCACCUGUGAAGCUGAGUACUUUAAGAAAUGUUGUUACUGUUGUCUACUGGGAAAGACUGCCCAAGUUCAAGGCCAGAGCUGUGAACCCAACCUGAAGAUAGGAUACCAGUGUGGAAUUGUCUUCAGAGCUUGUUGUGUGAAGGGUCAAGAAGGCACAGAUGUGUCCAUCAGUGAUGAUGCUCCUAAAAAGGAACAAGUUGAAAUUUCAAAGGAGGAACUAGACCAAGAAGAUCCUUAUCUGCAUGAUGGCUGCAGAGGUGGUGGUCCCUGCUCUCAGCAAUGCAGAGACACGGGAUCCAGUUAUGUCUGCUCGUGCUUUGUUGGAUAUCAGCUUCAACCAGAUGGUGUCAACUGUGAAGAUAUUAACGAGUGUAUCACUGGGACACACAGCUGUGGGAUUGGACAAACUUGUGUCAAUACAUUAGGAUCUUUUCGUUGUCAGCGGGACACGAGCUGUGGAACUGGUUAUGAGCUAACUGAUGACAGUCGUUGCAAAGAUAUUGACGAAUGUGAGACUGGUACUCAUAACUGCCCCCCCGAUUUUAUCUGUCAGAAUACUCCAGGAUCUUUCCGUUGCCGACCCAAGCUACAGUGCAUGAAUGGGUUUAUACAAGAUGCUCUAGGCAACUGUAUUGAUAUCAAUGAAUGCUUGAGUACCAACAUGCCAUGUCCAGCUGGUCAGAUAUGUAUCAACACUGAUGGCUCAUAUACCUGUCAGCGAAUCUCACCCAGCUGUGGCCGAGGUUAUCAUCUCAAUGAAGAUGGAACGAGAUGUGUAGAUGUGGAUGAAUGCUCAUCUUCUAAUCAGCCAUGUGGUGAAGGACAUGUUUGUAUAAAUGGACCAGGCAAUUACCGUUGUGAGUGCAAGUCUGGAUAUUCUUUUGAUGUCAUCAGUAGAACUUGUAUUGAUGUCAAUGAAUGCAGACGCUAUCCAGGUCGCCUUUGUGCUCACAAGUGUGAGAAUACUCCUGGUUCCUACUACUGCACUUGUACCAUGGGAUUCAAACUUUCAUCUGAUGGCAGGUCAUGUGAAGAUUUAAAUGAGUGUGAGAGCAGCCCCUGUAGUCAAGAGUGUGCCAAUGUGUAUGGCUCUUAUCAGUGUUAUUGCCGACGUGGCUUUCAGCUUAGUGACAUAGAUGGAAUUUCAUGUGAAGAUAUUGAUGAAUGUGCUUUACCUACUGGAGGUCAUAUCUGUUCUUUUCGGUGUAUUAAUAUUCCUGGGAGCUUUCAGUGUACUUGUCCCUCCACGGGUUACAGGUUGGCACCCAAUGCACGCAACUGCCAAGAUAUUGAUGAAUGUGUUACAGAAACUCACAACUGCUCUUUCAAUGAGACCUGCUUUAACAUCCAGGGAGGGUUUCGCUGUCUGUCUUUGGAAUGUCCAGAAAACUACCGCAAGUCUGGAGAUACUGUCAGACUUGAAAAGACAGAUACUAUCCGUUGCAUUAAAUCUUGUCGACCAAAUGAUGUCAACUGUGUGCUGGAUCCAGUCCACACAAUUUCCCACACUGUCAUUUCACUACCCACAUUCAGAGAAUUUACAAGACCUGAAGAGAUUAUUUUUCUUCGUGCCAUUACACCUACAUAUCCGGCCAACCAGGCAGAUAUCAUAUUUGACAUAACAGAAGGAAAUUUAAGAGAAUCCUUUGAUAUCAUCAAGCGUUACAUGGAUGGUAUGACAGUGGGCGUGGUGCGCCAAGUGAGACCCAUUGUUGGACCCUUCCAUGCCAUCCUGAAACUGGAGAUGAACUAUGUCAUGGGUGGAGUGGUAUCUCAUCGUAACAUUGUCAACGUUCACAUCUUCGUCUCCGAGUACUGGUUCUGAGAGAGCUUUUAAGGUCCCAGACAAGCAAGCUGCUCCAGCCUAAGUCAUUACAACAAACUACUAUGUCAUAUACUUGUUUGUAAAACCCAGUAGAGGUUUUUGCUGUUGUUGUUUUAUUUUUAAAUAUUUGUUUCUUGGUUUAAGCAAAAUAACAAGCUGUUAUGGUGAUUAGACAUAGAGUGGGGCAAAUUAAGUGAGCUGAUUUAGUUGUGUGUAUAAAUAAGUAGUGUGUGAAAGUGCUCAGCUGCCUAGUGAAAUUUAAGACUUUUCUAAAUGUUAAUGCAGACUUAACUAUUGCUCCUUGGCCUGAUAACCAGAGUGACCGAGGAUGUGGAACAAACUACGUAUCAGAGUUCACUGGGAUGAAUAUAUGGUAUCUUUGGAUGGAAGAAGUUCGGUAAGGAUUAGUUAUUUCAGCUCCACAUAAAUUACUUUGAAGGAGUUAGACUGUCAGAAAGUGUAAAAAUACUCACUUUUGGGCUCCAGUAGAGUAAUUCUGAAUGGACACCCCAAAUUACUAAUCAUUUCUGAAAUGUUUAACCUACAUAUUCGGGUAUGAUUACAAGAGAAAGUACAAAAAGAAUUAGAAAUAGUAGGAGACUAACAAGCUAUUGCACAUAUUAAAAAAUUACUUUUUUUGUUACUUGUUAUUUGAUUGUAAAGUUAUGUUUGAUUCUAAUUAAACAAAUACCUCUCAGUGAAAUUAUUCAUUACGAGGGUAAUGAAUAUUGCUUCAAUUCUAGUCUCAUCUGUGCUCAGCAAUACAUGGAAACUCAAACCUGUAACUCCUGUCUAUCUUGACACCUUUUUAAAAUUGGUAUUCAGAUCAGCAUGUUAAACUAUACACCUCCUAUGCACCAAAUCAAGGCAUAUGUACUAAUACAAGGAAACGUUCAUAAAUAAAUGGAUUUUUAAUGUAAUUUUUGGGAUCAAAGUAAUGUAUCGUUUUUAUUACAGAACAGAAUAUAACUAGCUCCAUGUUUCAUUUGUCACAUUUGUUAAGAUACGAAAAAAUAAAGUCAAAUGGGAAAUACUCA